AACAUUGUCCCUCUCGGUGCUCCGUAGUCCUUCCUCCUCCUCUCCGCCUGCCUGUUUAGUGACUAAAGAUGGCGGAAGCUCCUCCAUGGCCCAGCCGGUUCUUCUGUCACAGGUGCUCCGCAGAGAUUAGUCCUCGGCUUCCCGAGUAUACAUGUCCAAGAUGUGAGUCAGGGUUCAUCGAGGAGCUGCUGGAAGAGAGGAGUACUGACAAUGGCUCCAUGUCUACCAUCUCCAGUGGACCUCAGAACCAACAACCGUUUGAGAAUGCAGACCAGCACUUGUUUACAUUCCCUUCUGGCUAUGGUCAGUUUGCCCUGGGUGUCUUUGAUGACAGCUUCGACUUCGGGGCUGGACUGGGAACAGAGGACAACCGGGAGGCAGAGAAUCGUCGGGAAAGGGAAACGGCAGCACGGCGAUAUGGUGCCAGGCAACCGAGAAGUCGUCAUGGUUCAAGGCGGCAAGCAGGGCGGCAUGAGGGAGUUCCAACUUUAGAGGGAAUAAUUCAGCAGCUAGUGAAUGGAAUAAUUGCACCUACAGCAAUGCCAAAUAUUGGUGUUGGACCCUGGGGUGUUCUUCACUCAAAUCCUAUGGACUAUGCUUGGGGCGCUAAUGGAUUAGAUACUAUUAUAACACAGUUAUUAAACCAGUUUGAGAACACGGGACCGCCGCCUGCUGAUAGGGAUAAAAUAAAAAGUCUUCCUACAGUACAAAUUACAGAUGAACAUGUUGCUUCGGGACUGGAAUGUCCAGUGUGUAAAGAAGAUUACAGCGUGGGGGAAAAUGUGAGGCAGCUUCCAUGCAAUCACAUGUUCCACAAUGAUUGCAUAGUCCCAUGGCUGGAGCAGCAUGACACUUGUCCAGUGUGCAGGAAGAGCUUGAGUGGACAGAACACAGCAACAAACCCUCCGGAACUAUCAGGGAUGAACUUUACCUCCUCUUCUUCCUCCUCUUCAUCGUCUUCAUCCUCCUCUACCCCCCAGUCCUCAAGUUCGACCAGCAAUGAGAACUCCACUGAUAACUCUUAGUAAGGACGACUGUCCUUCUCACCCUACGAGCUGAUUAUAGCUCCUAGGCUGCUGUACCUCAGAGCAGUGACCUCCAUUCUCUCCCUGCAGAAGGGCAGAGAGCUGAGUGCAUCUCGCCAGGAGCACUCACGCCUGAUUCAGGGGUAAGUGAUACAUGAGGUUCAUGUAUUUGCUCCCACCUUCAUCAGGAAUCUGAACAAAGGACGGAGGCCUGGGGUGUAGCUUCUGUCAGGGAGGAUGUGGAGAAGCAUUGAAAGUUCAAGAGGCUCGAUCUGCUUGAAUCACUUCAUACAAGAAGAGAAAAUAACGGAAUCCAAAGGUAGAAGAUCGUGAACAACAAGACAGUUGCUGUUCUUUUUAUUAAUCUCUAGACUUGUAUGGUUUAAGAUGACACACUUCUGCCAAUGAAGCAAAAAGAAAUGUACAGUUAUUCCUUUUUUUAUAAGUAGUGUUCAUAUCUCACAGAUAAGAUGACGCAAAGUGCACUGUUGUGUGCUGGUGAAGUGUGCACUGAAGUUUCUUCAUAUUGUGGAAGAAUACUACCUUUGAUCCCUUUAACUCUCCAGAUGAACUGACAAUACUUCAUUUAAUUAUUUUAUUGUCGGCCUCCACUUGCGUUUUAAGAUUACCUGACACCACACAGGUAAAACCGUUGGCACUUGAAAUGAUGCGCAUAGUUGCAGUAACUUUUGUGUUUGAAUAGUAAUGUUGAUAAUGAAAUUACAUACAUCAAGAUUGAGUUACAUUUUAUCUGCAAGCCUAAAAUGUGGAUCGACUUUACACACAAUACACUCGGAAACAUUUCAAUGCAGUUGUGCUUUUUAACUUCAAGAUAUCGUAAAUAUUUUGCCAGUUGAAAGCCUUGAUUUGCAGUAUGAACAUGUACAAAAGGAAUGAACUGAUAUGAAAAUAAAGAUAUUUGGGUGCUACCACUCAUUUCAUGCAAGUCA
Messenger RNA from Acanthochromis polyacanthus (spiny chromis), 1975 nucleotides. RefSeq names its product E3 ubiquitin-protein ligase RNF126. NCBI's taxonomy places the organism in Eukaryota, Metazoa, Chordata, Actinopteri, Pomacentridae. Gene Ontology annotation, biological process: protein ubiquitination. Gene Ontology annotation, cellular component: cytoplasm. Gene Ontology annotation, molecular function: ubiquitin protein ligase activity. The coding region runs from base 69 to 1025 and encodes 318 amino acids. The record is from RefSeq and is a predicted model, not a curated record. The transcript is spliced from 9 exons.